Molecule: messenger RNA, 2626 nt
Organism: Cannabis sativa
Lineage: Eukaryota; Viridiplantae; Streptophyta; Magnoliopsida; Rosales; Cannabaceae
Product: receptor-like kinase LIP1
Exons: 3
Coding region: 273-2333 (686 amino acids)
Biological process (GO): protein phosphorylation
Molecular function (GO): protein kinase activity; ATP binding
Source: RefSeq, a predicted model, not a curated record
GCGAAUGUGUAACACUAUCGAACAAUGUAUCCACACACAGCCGCACUUGAAGGAGCAUCGUCAUUUAUCAACAACAACACAUCUAAAAUUUUCCCAUCUAACAAACAAAAAUACCCACAACACAUUCCCGGAAAAUCUACCACUUUCCUUCUGCUACAAAUUUCCACUGAUGUGGGGAUUAUCGUCAUCCCCUCCUCCCCUUUCAACCAUGCUUUAGUUGAUUCCACAAACCGGGAAUUCGAUCUUCCCCGAUUAGAUUUCAUCUUGAAAAAAUGGAGCAAUUUCGUCAGAUUGGAGAGGUGUUGGGAAGUUUAAAGGCGUUAUUGGUGUUCCGAGAUAACAUUCAAAUCAAUGAGAGACAAUGCUUUCUGUUAUAUGAUGUCUACAACUCUGCUUAUGAUUCAAUAGCAGAGGAGAUGAGACUUAAUCUGAGAUUCGAAGAGAAGAACACGAAUAAGUGGAGAAUUCUUGAGCAGCCAUUAAGAGAGGUCUAUGGAGUUUGUAGAGAAGGAGAAGCUUAUGUUAAACAAUGCUUAGAAACCAAAGAUUGGUUGGCGAAAGCCCUUUUACUCCAUCAUAAUUCCGAUUGUGUUGAGCUUCACAUCCACAAUUUGCUUUGUUGCAUUCCAAGUGUUUUCGAAGCAAUCGAAAUGGUUGGAGAGAUAUCUGGUUCUGAUCAAGAUGAGAUACAAAAGAAGAAACGUUUGUACCAUGGAAAAUAUUUGAAAGAUUACAGAGAUUGGAAGCUUUUUCAGUGGAAAUUUGGUAAGCAAUAUUUGGUUAGUCAAGAAUUUUGUAACAGGUGUGAGAUGGUUUUGAAAGAAGACAAAUGGGUUAUGCUCAAUAGAAUCAAAGACAAGAAAAUCUUAGGCUUGAGUAAGAAUGAGCAGCGUCUUUUAGAUUUUCUUUUCGAAAGCUUUGAUGGGUCGGAGCCUUUCAAUGGAAAGCUCUUACCACUUUCAAUCCUACUAAAAUCCAAAGACUACCAAGUUAGGAGAAGGUUGGGUGGUCGAAGUCAAUACAAAGAGAUCAUUUGGUUUGGUGAGAGCUUUGUCACAAGACACUUCUUAGGUGAUCCUGAGCCUUUAUUGCCUGACAUUUCUUCAUUGUUGUCUCUCUCACACCCCAAUAUAAAUAACUUUCUUUGUGGUUUUGCUGAUGAGGAAAAGAAAGAGUGGUUUUUGGUUAUGGAGCUUAUGAGUAAAGACCUUCUCAGCUACAUCAAAGAGAUUUGUGGCCCGCGUAAGCGAAUUCCAUUUUCGCUUCCUGUUGCAGUUGAUCUAAUGCUUCAGAUUGCAAGAGGAAUGGAAUAUCUCCACUUGAACCGAAUCUACCAUGGAGAUUUAAACUCUUCUAACAUACUUGUUAGAGCAAGAGCAAGUAGUAAUAUCUUCACAGAAGGGAACUACUUGCUUGCAAAAGUUUCGGGUUUUGGCUUAGCUUCUGUAAGGAGCUCUACAAAUCAGAAUGAAACUUUUCCAUUCAUUUGGUAUGCUCCAGAAGUUUUGGAGGAGCAAGAACAGACUGGACAUGCUGAGAAUUCCAAGUACUCGGAAAAGGCAGAUGUUUACAGCUUUGGAAUGGUUUGCUUUGAGCUUCUAACUGGGAAAGUUCCUUUUGAGGAUGGUCAUCUCCAAGGAGACAAAAUGAGCCGAAAUAUUAGAGCUGGAGAAAGACCAUUGUUCCCUUUUCAGACACCAAAAUAUGUGACUAAUUUUACUAAGAAAUGUUGGCAUGCUGAUCCAAAGCAAAGGCCAAGCUUCUCAUCCAUUUGCAGGAUUCUUCGGUACAUGAAAAGGUUCAUAUCAUUGAAUCCUUUUGACUACAACAACCAGCAAGACCCUCCAGUGCCACUUCUCGAUUACUUUGACAUCGAGUCAAGCCUUCUUAGAAACUCAACUUCUUGGGGAUGCCCUGAUCAGUUCUCAUCAAUAUCACAAAUCCCAUUUCACAUGUUUGUUUAUAGAAGUUUGGAGAAAGAAAAAACAAAUUCAAGCUCAAAAGAUACCUCUGAAGAAUCAGGAAGUGAUGCAGCUUCGAUCUGUGGAGAUGAAGGAGUGAAUAUAAUUGAUGAUACAUUGCCAUCAGCACAAGAAAGGAAAUCUUUAACUUCAUCUGAUAGCAUGAACAAGAGACUCUCAAUCUCCAAGAAACCUUCAGAUGCAAAAACAAAGAAACCAGGUACAAUAACACGAGCACAAUCGCUUAAGCCUCCACAAAUAAAUCCUAACAGGAGAAGUAUGCGAAGAAAUUCAGAAAGCCAGCUACUUAUGAUAAGUCCAAGACUAAAAAGAACAUCAUCUGGGCAUGCCUCAGAUUCGGAGCUCCCUUAGAUCUUUGUUUUACAAAAAAUACAGAACAGUUUCGGUUUCAGUCGAAAUCUGAGAUAUGAAAGACGAAAAGCAAAAAAAUGUAUAUUUCUAAUUGAAUAUAUGCAUUGACAUCAUACUUUAGAGAACCAAAGAUGUAAAAAAAAAAAAUCACUUCUUAUGAUAACAUCUGAACACAGCAGAAGUUUCCUUCUUGGUAUGUAAUUUGUGGCCUUUGUUUUUUCUUCCUUUCUUUCUUGAGCAGCAACAUUUCUAUUCUGGUAUGCAGAUGUUUGAGGGCCAUAUCCUAAGUUGCC